Molecule: messenger RNA, 423 nt
Organism: Aspergillus bombycis
Lineage: Eukaryota; Fungi; Ascomycota; Eurotiomycetes; Eurotiales; Aspergillaceae
Exons: 1
Coding region: 1-423 (140 amino acids)
Source: RefSeq, a predicted model, not a curated record
AUGUGUACAGGUCUUUGCCGACGCCGCCGCUGGCCGGAGCCCCAGUUUGAGGUGUAUGAAGGCCCUACCGGGUAUACCUGCAUUGUUCGCGUCAAUAAUCGGGAAUACCAGACGGACACUGUUUGCCAAAACGAAACCCUGGCCCGAGAGAAUGCUGCAAUGCGAGCGUACCUCAUCUGUCGGAAUUUCUCCGUCAACGAUGGUAUGUAUCCAGCUGGACAUGACCACGGAGGGGUUGUCCAGGGAAUGCCUGUGGCGAUAGGCACUGGACGGAAGGCCCGCUAUGACGAUACCGAUACCUCGACCAGUGGAGGAAGCAGGAGCGGAGGGAGCAGUCCCGAAAGCUAUGAGGGAGGACGAUUCGGUCAGGACAGACCCGCCGUGCCAUCGCGGGCCCUCGCAUUUAGCAGCCGUGGAAUGUAG